Hylaeus anthracinus is the source of this 3606-nucleotide messenger RNA. RefSeq names its product GTP-binding protein RAD-like. The record is from RefSeq and is a predicted model, not a curated record. Lineage: Eukaryota; Metazoa; Arthropoda; Insecta; Hymenoptera; Colletidae. The transcript has 10 exons. Gene Ontology annotation, cellular component: plasma membrane. Gene Ontology annotation, molecular function: GTP binding; calcium channel regulator activity; GTPase activity. The coding region runs from base 769 to 2358 and encodes 529 amino acids.
CCAUGCGAGCUUCAGUUUUCAGCAGGGUCUCGUCGAGGAAAAAACCGAUCGUCGCUCCGUUCGACCUUGCCAAAAAGUUUUCGAUCGUCGUCCGCGACGCAAUCGACGCUCUUCUACAUAUACGUUUUCUUUUUUAUUUUUAAUUUUGCUCGACGCGACCGUAAUUGUGCUUCAGCAUGUGAGUCAUUGGAAACAAUAGAGGAAAGAAGCGAUCACCCGUGGAGUCGUCGCCGAUCCACGUGUGAAGCAAGUGCGCUCUUUCGUGUCUUUUGGUGUUUUGUAUACGAAAAUCGUUUUUAUUAUUGGUUCGGUACUGUGAGGAGUCGAUGGACGUUCGUGGGGUGAUUUUUUAACUGAAUAUUUAUCAAGGAAAUGUCAUUGGUGCGAGAAAGGAAGUGAUUGUUUUUAAACAAGAAAAACCAACAUUAAUUCCUUCCAUUAAAAGCUCUCUUUAUCACUGGUACAAAAACCCUGGGAAAACUCUAACGAACUUCAUGCUCGAGGGCUCGCGAAUGGCUUUACUCAUUCCAAGUAAAUUGAUUAAUUGAACCACGGGACGAAUUCGAGAAAAAUUGGAAUGCGAGGGAUUAUUUUCGGUCGUGAGUUUUCGAGAGUACCCGGUCACAGAUUGUUGAGUAUCCGGUGGUGAUUCAGAGGACAUCGAGCCAUUCGAACGAGGCUUCCAAAUGCGCGCACGAGGAAGUUGAAGAAAGAAGAGUUCCUGCGAGGUUAGAACGGUGUUUCCUGCGAGAAUAUACGACGUGCUGUAUGGAAACGUCAGCCCUCCCAGGACACGAUGAAGCCGUUCAGAAAAAUUCCACCGAGCUUCUUGAUCGGGGUUUCAUGAACAGCUGCCCGCCAAGCAGUUUCCCCGACAAGUUUCAAGACUUCUUCGCUGCCUUGAACGAGGAUUCCGACGACCUUCCCAGCAUGCUCGAGGACAAGCUAAUACCGAGACAGCAGGAUACCCCCGACUUCGACUCGAAGGGCAGACGAUGGAGCAAGAAGGCCUUUCAGAGGAGGAGCAGCGAGGUCGAAGUUCGUCUGCAUCGCACCUCCUUGACAGGAUCUCAAGGUCACACCACGGUGGACGGCUCGAAAUCACCGACCCCUUCCAGACGACGUAGUUGUAGCAUAGCUGUGGCCAGACCUACUCCAGACUUGCACAGGAGAAUAAUGGGAUCCUAUUUGCGUCAAAGUAUCGCACAGUUUCUGCAAGCGGAGGCAGGCCCAUGGGGGCACUUGUCACCCUCGCCCAGAAGCCCCACGAGGACUCCGGCCAUAAGUCCUGGAGCAGCCUCGACCUCGUCACACCUGAGUCCAGGAACUAGCUCCGGUGGUCCUAGUCCGACCAGUCCAGCUGGUCCCGCAGGUUCGACGUCUGGAUCACGUGCUCCUGGACCAAGGCAAUAUCGCGGAAGGACCAGUAGCAUGCCAGCAGUUCCACGACACAGACCGAUGCUCGUUGAAACGAAACGCGGCGGUGCCGGUGGCGCCGAGGAGGGCGAAACCGAGGAUGGCGUGGAAUAUUACAGGCUGAGGUCGUUUUCCAUAACAGCGAACGGGGUCUACAACCUUGGCGAUUCAUUGAAGAGCCGACGGAGCAGGAGCAUCAACAGCGUCACGUCCUCGGGCACCAGCUGCAGCAGCACCAAGGAGGCCAGAUUACGGAGCUCGGCGUCGCAGCUCUCUGGAAUGGAGGCCGAAGAGGACACGAGCAACGAACGAGUGGCCACUUACAAAGUCGGCAUGCUGGGUGCAUCUGGCGUGGGGAAAACCGCCCUCACCGCCCAGUUCACCACCAGCGAUUACAUCUGCGCUUACGACACUUCUCUGGACGAGGAGUAUGGUCAAAAGAACGUGUCAGUGAUGCUGGACGGUCAAGAAACAGAACUGGAAAUUAUCGAUCAUCCAGCGGCAGAAAUGUCGGUUGAGACAUUCUGUUCGACCUACAAUCCAGACGUUUACGUUGUGGUCUACUCUGUGGUGGACAGUCGAAGUCUGAAGGUGGCCCAGGAGACCUUGCUAUAUCUGUGGAACAGCGAUUACAUGGCCAGUCACGGUGUGAUACUCGUUGGGAACAAAGUCGAUCUUGAACGGAAGCGCGAGGUCCCAUCAGUUGUUGGCCGACGUUUGGCGAACAACUGCGGGUGCAAAUUCAUCGAAACUUCCUCCGGGAUAGCCCAUCACGUGGACGAGCUCCUAGUUGGUAUACUGGCGCAAAUCAAAUUGAACCCACAGCGUGACCGGGACCAAGCGACCAGGCGAAGAAGGAGCAAGCACCGCAGGAGGAUCCUCAAGCAUCUGCUCGGCUUCAAGAGGAAAACCAAGAGCUGCGAGAAUCUCUUCGUUCUCUAACGUUUCUCUAUCGGCGAAGGAAGGGAUGAGAAAAGGGACGAAGAGAGGAUUUAUAUCUUUUACGGACCGUUUGUUUUUUUGUGUGCGUAAGCUAUGUAUAAUAAUAGAUCCGAGACGUGUAUCGCGGAGGUAUCCUCGAGAAUUGGCUUCGAGAAGAAUACGAAGAACUGAGAGAAUCUUUCUUUCGGGGAGAAGGAAGUCAUUGAAGAGAGGAUUCUAUCUUUUAUCGACCGUUUGAUUCUUGCGUGCGUAAGCUAUGUAUAAUAUAUAGAAUCUCGAUAGAUUCGAACGAAGAUGCUCGAUAGAUUCCAUGCAUACAGCACACUACGAAAUCUUACACCGAUUAAAUUCCAGAUCGCUUGUGAUUUUCGAAUUUCACGAUUUCAUUUUAGAUACCUCGUAUGGAUCCCUGUGCAACAAUAUUCCAAACAGUAUCGUAACAGUAUUGUGUGUGUGUGUGCACCGCGAAGAAUGUUUUAAAGAUACGUUUAAGGAUUAGAGAAUAAGUAAACGAACAAUGUUCGUGUCGUGCCAUAUCCAGAAGUCUGCUUUGUCCUUAACGCGAGUUGCUUUAUUCAGACAUUUUCCAGCUAUAAGAAACGCAGCGAGUUAUGUAAGUUUCUAUUCAAAAUUUCCCCGUAGAAUGUCACCUUGCAUACCUCGAAGGACAAAGUAACUCCAGCCCACGGCAUCGAGAGCAUUGCUGGUUGGUUAACGAACGAGAUUUUUCAUUGUUUAUUGUAACGUGUUUUUUUCAAACUUGGGGAGCGUUUUCCAGCAAGUAACUUAAGAAGAUAAACAUCCAACGAAAAUUAAAUGCAGCGUUUGGUACCGCAGUAGUCGGUAGGGACUAGUUUUAUAGUAAAUAAGGUAUUUGUCGAUCUCUUUGUUCUUAAUGUAGCUUAUCGCGAUUGGAGUGAAAGAAAUAUAUGAUAUAUUAUAUGAAUUUAUUUAAAACCAUGCUACUUUUCAUCGAUUGAUAGUUAUCUAUUAUUUCUAAUCAGCUCGUCUAUAUCAACAAUUUCAGAUAAACGGAAUGGAAAAGCACGUUUCCACUUGACGAUUUAAAAUUUAAAUAUUCAAGUAUUAUUACUGUAUGAAACUUAAAAAAUUUGUUGUCAACUAGGCUUGACUCCAAGCAAUUAGAGUAUUUUCGAUUGAGUGAUUCUAUUGAAAAAUAUGUGUCAUUAUUUUAAGCUUCGAUUCGAGGGACCGUAUCAAAUCUGAAUAAAAUUCUUGUGUAAAAUA